CUCCGCUCCGACAACAAACCAACUCUUCUUCGCCUCUCCUGCACUCUCCGGGAAUUCCCCGUGUUGCACUUCGAGCGCCAGUCGUCUUUGCUGCCUCUCUCUCUCUCGUCGGACGUGGAGCUCCCGAGGAAGCGUCAUGAGGGCUUCUCUGCUGCUGGUCUUCGCUCUCGCGGCUCUUGUGGCGGCCGCUGAGGCGAAAAAAUGCAAGGGCGAGUGCGUGUCCGCCGGCUCGUGCGAAGGGACGGAGGCGAAGGGAAAGUGCGACGACUCCCAGGUCUGCUGCGUGACCGAGGGAAAUGUGGAUGUCAAAGGGAAAUGCCAUGCCACUUCGGAAUGCGACGAUCUCCUCGGUGAAUGUAGGGCAAAAAGUUGUCAUCCUGGAGAAGUGACGUUCAAGAACAAGGGCACGAAUGUCUACUGUGAAGGCAAGAAGUGCGUUUGCUGUGCUAAAACAUGCGAGAACAAGAAGUCGUGCAACCUCAAGGGCGGCGUCUGCCAGCCCAUAUCCCAGCACUGCGACGGCACGCUGGAGACCGGGAAACCCUACUGCAAGGCCAGCCCGAAAAUGAAGGCAGGCAACAAGAACACGUGCGGCUGCUGCAUUCCACCAGCGAAGUGAUUGGAAGUGAGGAGAGAAACCGGGUUGAGAUGCAUGUUAUAUUUUAUUAAUAAUCGUAUUGAUAAAACAAUGUGUAAGAUAACAUUAAAAUGUCGG
Molecule: messenger RNA, 715 nt
Organism: Penaeus vannamei (Pacific white shrimp)
Lineage: Eukaryota; Metazoa; Arthropoda; Malacostraca; Decapoda; Penaeidae
Source: RefSeq, a predicted model, not a curated record